This is a messenger RNA of Penicillium daleae, 825 nucleotides long. RefSeq names its product PEX11 domain protein. The transcript has 4 exons. NCBI's taxonomy places the organism in Eukaryota, Fungi, Ascomycota, Eurotiomycetes, Eurotiales, Aspergillaceae. Bases 1 to 825 code for a protein of 274 amino acids. Gene Ontology annotation, biological process: regulation of peroxisome size; peroxisome fission. The record is from RefSeq and is a predicted model, not a curated record. Gene Ontology annotation, cellular component: peroxisomal membrane.
AUGGUUGCGCACUUGAACCGAUUCUUGAGUUCUGGCGCCGGACUGGAGAAGACACUCCGUCUAAUCCAGUCCCUGGCACAGAUUGCCGCGGUGUUUAGUGUGGGGAGUACCGCAGUCCGAUUUACCACUGCCAAGUUGCAAUUGGCGCUGACUCGACGGUUCUUCCGUUUCUUCGGAUUCAUCGAGUCCUUCCAUCGCGUUUCUACGUUGCUCAGCAAUGGUGGGAUGGGCUCUGUGCCUGGCUGGAUCGAUCUGGCCAAAUGGACUUGCUUUGGACUGUACUUUCUGCUUGAGGAUUUGACUAUCCUCCACGCCAUGGACGUUUAUCUCGUCCCUUGGGAAGGACGGGUCAUGAAGGAGGCAAACACCUUCUGGUUCUAUGCUUUAUCUUUUUCACUCCUGGGAUCAGUCUAUGGCUUGCUUUUCUCGGCAUCUGCUGAACCGUCACCCAAAGCAAAGGACGAGAAGAAGGACGGCGCUAAGCCUGAGAAUGAGAAGGCUAAGCCCGUUACCAAUGAGAAGGCUAACGCCCCCGAGACUGUCGCUUUGGUGAGGCAGAUUGUGGUUGAUGGCUGCGACUUGUUUCUUCCUAUCACCCUUCUGGGCUGGGUGCCCACGGGAAACUUGGUGAUUGGGCUUACCAUGGUGCUGAGCACUGUCCUGACUGGUCGGGAGAUUUGGAAAAGAAAAAGGCAAAAAGUUAAGCUGGACUCGCGGGGAAUCGAACCCCGGACCACUCCCAUGCUAAGGGAGUAUUAUACCACUAAACCACAAGCCCAGUUGUAUAUAAGGCGGCUGGGAAAUAUGCUACAUGAGCGAGUUUGA